Phycodurus eques (leafy seadragon) is the source of this 2558-nucleotide messenger RNA. It is a transcript of the gene wbp4, whose product is annotated as WW domain binding protein 4. Lineage: Eukaryota; Metazoa; Chordata; Actinopteri; Syngnathiformes; Syngnathidae. The transcript is spliced from 10 exons. The record is from RefSeq and is a predicted model, not a curated record. Gene Ontology annotation, molecular function: protein binding; zinc ion binding; RNA binding. Gene Ontology annotation, biological process: mRNA splicing, via spliceosome. Gene Ontology annotation, cellular component: nucleus; precatalytic spliceosome. Bases 98 to 1324 code for a protein of 408 amino acids.
UGUAAUGGACGGUGUUGUUCCUGAAAUGUGCACAGUCCGGGUCUCCUUUUCUUUGUUUUAACAGAUACAUGCCUUAAAUCACAAUCCAAUACUAUAAAUGGCUGACUACUGGAAAUCACAACCCAGGAAAUUCUGCCAAUACUGCAAGUGUUGGAUUGCAGACAAUAAGCCCAGCAUCGAAUUUCACGAAAGAGGGAAGAAUCACAAAGAAAAUGUGGCAGCCAAAAUUUCCGAGAUCAAAAAGAAGAGUGUUCAAAAAGCGAAGCAAGAGGACCGUAUGUCAAAACAGUUUGCAGCAAUGGAAGAGGCUGCACUGAAGGCAUAUGAGGAAGACCUGAAGAGGAUGGAAAUGGAAGCAGGAUCUGGUCCCUGUGUCCAAACACCAGUAUUGCCACAACCUAAAGCACCACCACUGGUACUGUGCGAGCUACCACCGCAUCGCAAAAAAUAUCAAAAGAAAACAGACAAAGCAAGGAAGUCAUCUGUGGAGCAAAAGAGAACACAAACUUGGGUUGAAGGAUGGACAAAUGACAGGCACGCAUACUAUUACAACACAGUAACUGGAGACUCUCAGUGGGAUAGACCUGAAGGCUUUCUGAGUAGCUCAGACUUUGUGCAGCCUGGACAGUACGAGAGCACUUCAGAUAGUGCUUGGAUGGAAGGGGUCAGUCCUGAAGGAUACGCAUAUUGGUACAACACAGAAACGGGAGAGUCCAGAUGGGAAAAGCCAAAUGACAUAGCCACGAAUGAAACCACUGAAUCCAGCUUGGCAUCUGGCAGUGAGAAAGUGCUUCAGGAGGAACUGACUUUAGGAGAAGAGGGCUGUAAUGGGGCUCAGUUGUCACAGGGUGAUGAAGUCACUGAACAACAGAGCCUGCCAUCCACUGUCCCAGAAAAUAGCUCAAGGAAACGAAAAGUGGACGGGGAACACUUAGGAACGGAUGAAGAUGAUCAAACAAGCAACAAAAUGCCUGGAGAGUAUGUUAAGGAGGAAAAAAAAGAGUCCCUAAGCACAACCAUUGAACCUACAAAGAAAAAGCAGGAAGAGGUGGCAAAAACUAAGAAGCCAAAAUCACUGAACCCAUAUGGGGCCUGGGAACAGAUUAAGGAGGAGAAGGAUCCAUACACCAGUGUGGACUUAGAGUUGCCCCAAGUAGCUGUCGAGGAGGUUGCACCAACAGAGUUGCCGCCAGAACUGAAAUUCAAGUUCAAGGAGCGCAUCAUCACCUCACUCAGAGUUGAAGGCGGGCUCGCUUCUUUUAAGAAAAGCAAGACACAGAAUGGCAAAUCCAGAAGCUUUCGACAGAGAGACAAUAAUGACUAGCCAGAUUUUUUUUUCAGUUAUCUGAAUUCUAAUAAAUCUGAUUUUGUAGCUCAAGUUCAUUUUACUGCUGCUUUUGAACAUGUGCGGGAGGUUAAUGGUCAGCUGGCAACUUGUGACCAGCUGGUGGUAGUGAGUGUAUAAAGCUGAUAGGUGGCCUCACAGUCUCAUCAGGACAACUUUAGUGACCUCAGCGUCUACAAAUAAAACAUUUGUCCUUAAAAAUGUUUCCUAAAAAUAAAUUUUCAGUUUAUAACAAAUAUUUUUUGGUUAUUUUAUUUUAGGAUGCAUGGCUGAUGUACAGUAAAUUGCAAAUUAUAUAAAUAUACAUAUUUACACAAAAAAAUUAAACUUUAAUAUAACAAAUAAAUUGCAAUGUGACAACACCUCAUAUCCCCUGUUUUCAACAUUGUUGCUGAAAACUAUCAAGGCCCAAACUUGACAGCCAGCUUUGGCGUGUGUCAGUCUGCAGAAGAGUACAAACUUAUUCUGCUCUUCUCCACCAGGUCCAGAAGAGCCUCCCUUUCUGCGUGUUCAAGCACGACCGUGAUGAGAUCAUCAAGCGCCUCUCCUCCUCGCAUGAACUCCUGACAUGUAUUGGAACAUGUAGAAAUGUGACAGACGGCAUAGCUUGGGUCACAUUAAAAGUUCAGUUUCUGGCUCUAACCUUAAUAUCUCUGCAAAUGUAGCCAAUGCGGUGGUCUGUGAUCCGAUCCUGGCUGAAGUUGUAGGUGCGAAUCCUUUCUGACUGCGAGCGUGUUCCCACCUGACACGAACAGACACGGCUGUGUGUGAAUGAAGAGUUGCAAUGAAAGAAUCGAUUGUUCAAUAAAAUAUUUAAAACUUAAGUUAUACUUACGAAGAACUCUAUUGAAAUGUCAUGCUUUUUAAUUAUAUUACAUUGCAUGGCUGUCUUGUGAGAUUUUUUUUUAUAUUCAUGUCUAAUAUUUCCAAAAUUCCCAAGCUUAACUUCCCAUGGAAAUUUACAAGAAAUGUUCCACACCUUGCCACUAUACUUGAAAAUUAGGUCUUUAACAAUACACCAAAGUUAAGCAUUUGCAUCUCAAUUUUUGACAUUUUUUAUUUUAGAAAUUAAUACAAUUCAUAUUUUUAUGAAGAAAACAUACUAUAUAAAUGUAUUUACAACAAUACUAUUAUAGUGAGGAUAAACAGUACAGAAAAUGGAUAGAUAUAGAGUAUAUAAUUUAUUAAUAUAAUAAAAAAUUUUCAGAGUUGA